Messenger RNA from Acaulospora colombiana, 2163 nucleotides. NCBI's taxonomy places the organism in Eukaryota, Fungi, Glomeromycota, Glomeromycetes, Diversisporales, Acaulosporaceae. The record is from the annotation of a GenBank genome assembly.
AUGUCUAACACGAACGGUAUUUUGCCUGUAACCUCUUCCUCUCAACCCCUUGUCGUUGGUUCGAGAUCCGCCGCUGCGGCCAGAAGCGAUGGUCAAGAGUGGCUUGGCCCAAAUGCUAAAGGUGAGUUCUUCGACAAUGGCGAAUGCAUUCACUCAAUGGGGAUUAGGGUGGCGUUAUCAUGGAUGUCAUCAAUGCAGAGCAGGUCAGUGGCGAGAAUAGCUGAAGAAGCUGGUGCUUGUGCUGUCAUGGCUCUGGAGCGAGUCCCAGCGGAUAUUCGAAAGGAAGGAGGCGUCGCCCGUAUGAGCGACCCACAGAUGAUCAAGGAGAUUGUCGAUGCAGUGACCAUUCCCGUCAUGGCCAAGUGCCGCAUUGGCCACUUUGUCGAAGCUCAGAUUCUGCAAGCCAUCGGGGUUGACUACAUUGACGAAUCCGAAGUAUUGACACCUGCUGAUGAGCAGCACCACAUCAACAAACACGGAUUCAAGGUGCCCUUCGUCUGCGGAGCCAAGAAUUUGGGUGAAGCUCUCCGACGUAUCUCAGAAGGAGCUGCGUUCAUUCGUACAAAGGGUGAAGCUGGCACAGGGAAUGUGGUCGAAGCCGUAAGGCACUGUCGUACCGUCAAUGCGGAGAUCCGCAGGGCUAGUGCAAUGGGAGAGGAGGAGCUCUUUGCAUACGCAAAAGAGAUUGGUGCACCCUAUCAUCUCCUCAAAGAGACCGCACGUCUCAAGAAAUUGCCCGUGGUCAAUUUUGCCGCAGGUGGAGUGGCUACUCCUGUAUUUGUAGGGUCUGGAAUUUUCCUGUCCGGUGAUCCCGCGAAACGCGCUAGAGCAAUUGUGCAAGCCGUGACGCACUAUAACGAUCCCAAGAUUCUUUCAGAAGUUUCAGAGAAUUUAGGCCCGGCUAUGUCGGUCGGACGACCAAGAAGGGGCGCUAGCCUAGAUAUGAUUGCUAUCACCUCACCGUCACCCUCUCCACCAACUAGUCAAGUCUCUCCAGCAUCCAAUUCAGUUUCCAUGGCGUCAGAGGCCCUAAAUGAGGAGACUUCGCUCACUAGGAAUACCUCUGUCAUCAGUACCGCAUCCUCUUCGUCCAGUUCAUCAUCAUCCGUUGCUCCUCCCCCUCGACCCAGACCCAUCAGGACAUAUACUGGCCCCCAAGCAAAGAAUGUAGCGGACGGGCUUCCUGCAAGUCCAACCACUCCGAAGGCCACUCAAAGGAACUUUGAGGAUUACCUACUCAGCGGUACACCUCCAGGAAGGAGCAGUCCUGCGUUGAAUAGCGUGAAUGCACAGAUAGCUCACUCUAUUGUCCACAGUGCGAAUGGCCUAGCUGUACCCACCCCCAUACCACUUAACAAUCUCACGAGCGGCCUCUCCACUCCUAUUAUGGUACCCUCUCCCGGCACCUCUACUCCGAAUGGAAGUAGAAGUAGACAUGCUAGUCAAUCGAACUCUGCGCAAAACUAUCGUUUUGAGGGUCUUUUAGGAGAAGGAUCAUACUCCACAGUUCACCGAGCAACAUCUCUCGUCAAUGGUCAGACCUACGCAAUCAAGAUCAUGAUUAAAGUACAGCUACAGAGGGAGAACAAGGUUAGAUAUGCCAAUACCGAGCGUACAAUCAUGUCCAAGUUGGGAGCUGCAAACCACCCUGGGAUUAUUCGUCUUUAUUCCGCUUUCCAAGACAAGGACCAUCUUUCCAAGGAUAAGUCAAUUGCGGUCAUCACCACUAGUGGUCAGUUUGAGAGUCCAAGCGGUAUAUCGAAGUACUUAUAUGAAUCCAAUAGAGCAAGCAAGGAAGGGUUCAUUUGUCGUCCACCCUUCAAGGGAGGUACCGCUUACUUAACUAUGAAGAAGAUUCAAGAGUGCGACUACUCUUUCCCAGACGACUUCGAUCCCGUGAUCAGGACGCUUGUGGAACGUUGUUUAGUCAACAAUCCUACCGUUAGGAUUACCAGUGGGGAGCUCAGGGACCAUUCAUUCUUCAGUUCUGUCGAUUGGGAUACGUUAUGGAAGCAAACACCUCCAACCCUUCAACACGGUCUCGUAAUAGCGUUCGAAACUGUAGGGAUAUACAGCACGAAGGCGUCCGUGCGCGAAUCACCGAGAUUCUGCACCGAAUCACCAAAUUUCGUGAAGAACAUUCGACAUUUCUUGUCAUCCUAA